AGGGACACCGAAACUAACGAAAAUACAGUUCAACAAUCAGCGGUAUAUAAACAGAUAUUUAAGGGGUUCAAAGUCGUCGAACAGAAGCCAUACACCACCACCACCACAGAGGGCGUUGCACUAUUCCUGGUGAUUGACAAUGAUUUCCAAGACUACACGGCUUCAUGUAUUUGCCAGCGAGAUUGGCCUCAAUAUCCUCAAUCAGCGGUUCUGAAAUAUGCUGUCCGAGUUGUCCGAGUCAUCAAUUUACCCUUCAAGCAGUUUUUGAAAGCUGGCUGGUCCGGGGACAAGUAAAAUUUCCGUGAAUCCCUGCUCAAGAGUGCUGAGGUUUUGUGCAUAGAUGGAACGCAUUCCACAUCUCCAGAUCAGUUCUCACAGUUGUUCUGGUGCAAGUGGAUGGAUUGUACAGUACCGCUUUCUACGCUCUUCAGUCCAGAAGACUUAGCAGUCAUGAUGGUUUGAAGUGUUGCCAAUGCCUUGAGAAGAGUAUGCAUAGCUGAAGUUCCAACAAUGGCUAUUGACUGGGUGCAGAUUGAAGCCAACUCUUCUGUGCUGUUUGAUGAGUUCAUUUCACAUCGUAUCGGACUCAUUCCUCUUACAAGUGAUGACGUUGUGGACCGUUUACAGUAUUCCAGGGACUGCACGUGUGAGGAGUUUUGUCCAGAGUGCUCCGUGGAAUGCCAGGAUGAUGUCACGCGUCAUGUGACCAGCGCAGACCUCAUCUCUAGCAACCCCAAGAUAGUGCCGGUAACUUCGAGGCACAAAGAAGAGGCCAGUGAAUACGAAGAUACUGAUGACAUCCUGAUUGUCAAGUUACGUAAAGGUCAAGAGUUGAAGGUGAAGGCCUUUGCUCGGAAGGGUUUUGCCAAGGAGCAUGCCAAGUGGAACCCUACGACGGGCGUUGCGUUUGAGUAUGACCCAGAUAAUGCCCUGCGACAUACUACCUACCCCAAACCAGAGGAAUGGCCAAAAAGUGAAUUUUCAGAGCUGGAGGAAGAUGAACACCAAGCGCCGUUCGAUCCUAACGGGUUUCCCAACAAGUACUACUACAAUGUGGAGUCGUGUGGCUCCCUGAAGCCUGAGAACAUUGUGUUCUCGGCACUCGCAAAACUCAAAGAAAAACUGAGCAAUCUGCAAACACAGUUGAGCCAUGAAAUACAGUCUGACGUGUUGGCGGUGUGAUGGGCUAAUCUUGUUGUCUCAUUUAUCAUUCAUAUUUCAAUCAUUUGCUUGCAUACAUGGAAUAAUGUCCAAAUCAUCUCAUUUACAUUUUUUUAGCUCAGUUGAAUUAUCCGAAGGGAUAUUAAAUAAUUAUAAAUCACUGAUUCUACUCCUUUAAUUUGACGUUUCGGCAUUAUGCCUUAAUCAAAACAAUGGAAAAUAUCCGUAAACUACAUUUUUACGUCUUUUGACAACACAAUUUAAAUAACAGAGUAAAUAUUUUUAAACGUCAAAUGACGUUGUACAUCAUGACGUCAUGAAUGAUGAUAUAUAAAAUGGCGUCAUCAUGUGUAAUGUCAUUUGACGUUUAAAACAUUGACUCUGUUAUUUAAAUUGUCAAAAGACGUAAAAAUGUAGUUUACGGAUAUUUUCCAUUGUUUUGAUAAAGGCAUAAUGCCGAAAUGUCAAAUUAAAGCAGUAAAUUUUUUUAAUCAUUAAGACAUACAUUUGUUUUCAUAUUUGUUUGACAUUAUGUGUAAAUCAUAAAAUUUUAUAAACAUUGGUAACAAACGUUUUCUUUUAUUUUGUCGAGUUCAGUUGACAGCUUUAUUGCAAUCAGAAAUGACAUUAAUUCAAAAUUUGCAAAUGGUCAAUAGAAUUCGUGUUAAGCCUAAGUGGGUGAGCUGUCAUUGAAUUGAUAGUGUUUCACACUAAUCUAAUAAUUAUACAACAGGCUUCAUCAGCAAUGGGCAAUAACAAAAAAGUUUAACAGUCCAGAGGCUAAUCAGAGACAACACUUUCCAUCUUAACUGGAUUUUCGAUUGGAAGAGACUUUCUUUAAACAAAAAAAUAUUUAAAAAGGGGGAAAGUGUUGUCCCUGAUAAGCCUGUUAUAUUUAGGCUUAUUUGGAGGAAACUUAACUUAACCCUUUCAGUGCGGGAACCGAAUUUUAAAGGCCUUUGCAAACCGUUAGGAUCCAGAUGAGACGCCACAGAACGUGGCGUCUCAUCAGGAUCCAAACUGUUUGCUAUUCUGAUAGUAUUCUUUGAAAAAAAAUCGAAGAAAAUGCUAAUUUUAGAAAUUCAGCAGACGACAUUUUAGCAGACGACACAUUUCCCAGCAUGCAAAUGGUUAAAAUACAUUAGACUGGUUAUCUCAGAGCGCGACUCAUAUACGUGUAUUUGUCACCUGUCAAUUCAUGUGUCGUGUUACUGGAUGGCUUAGUACACUCAUAUACGUGUAUUUGUCACCUGUCAAUUCAAGUGCCAUGUUACUGGAUGGCUGAGAACAGAUGUAUUUGUCACCUGUCAAUUCAUGUGUCAUGUUACUGGAGCUCAAUUGGUCAUUGCCGGCUCGUGUACUACUUACAUGUACCCCGGGUACUCUUUAGUAUACUUACAUGUACCCCGGGUACGGUAAAUAUGCUAAAACGUAUCCGGGAAAUUUAAAGUUUAAUCGGUCGUUGUCGGCUAUUUUUUCAAAAUAAAUAUAUUCACAUUAAGUCAAUUUUCUGUAAAAUGGCCUCUAUAUUAUCGAAACUCAUACUCACAAAGCAUGUUGACGCAGUUUGAAAAAAAAGAAGUUUGUUAAAGAUAAUCGGUAGCACGUUUUACGACAUAGAAAUUAGGCGGGAAUACAACUCGGGUACAGUCUAAUAUCGACUGGGUAUGAUUAAGGAUAUUUACCGUACCCGGGGUACAUGUAAGUAUACUUUAGAGUACCUGGAGUACAUGUAAGUAUAAAGAGUACCCGGGGUACACAUAAGUAGUACCCGAGCCGACAAUGACCAAUGGAGCGUUACUGGAUGGCUGAGAACAGAUGUGAAAUCUUUGUUAUGUUUAGAUAAUACAUGUCUGAAUGCCUGACUCUAUAAUAUAUACAUCUUGAUGAGAAAGUUUGAAGCGCUGAAUGUAAAAUAAUUUAUGGGGACUGAACAAGUGAAUAAUAAAAUGCAAUUAUUCUGACAGGAUUGUUAGGAGACAAAGUAAGCCCCUCAAAUAAUCUGAUAAAGAUGACUGUCUAGUAUGAAUCAACAAUACAAAUUAAAAGACAUA
Messenger RNA from Dreissena polymorpha, 3215 nucleotides. Its product is annotated as DNA-directed RNA polymerase II subunit RPB3-like. Gene Ontology annotation, cellular component: RNA polymerase II, core complex. The transcript has 10 exons. Gene Ontology annotation, biological process: DNA-templated transcription. The record is from RefSeq and is a predicted model, not a curated record. Bases 511 to 1182 code for a protein of 223 amino acids. Gene Ontology annotation, molecular function: protein dimerization activity; DNA-directed RNA polymerase activity. NCBI's taxonomy places the organism in Eukaryota, Metazoa, Mollusca, Bivalvia, Myida, Dreissenidae.